Molecule: messenger RNA, 2229 nt
Organism: Tripterygium wilfordii
Lineage: Eukaryota; Viridiplantae; Streptophyta; Magnoliopsida; Celastrales; Celastraceae
Product: cleavage stimulating factor 64
Exons: 10
Coding region: 313-1932 (539 amino acids)
Biological process (GO): mRNA 3'-end processing
Cellular component (GO): mRNA cleavage and polyadenylation specificity factor complex
Molecular function (GO): mRNA binding
Source: RefSeq, a predicted model, not a curated record
UCUUCAAGUUGGGAGUCUCUAGUAGCGAGCAGGGGGUGACGCAGGUGGGCGGCUAGCGCUAGUUCCGUCUCUUCGUGCGUAUGCAGACUCGAAAACUCACAACACUUGCAAUACAAAUUCAGUCGUGAAUUGAAUUCACAGUAUCUGCAGUUACUGGAACGAAUUCUACAUCUUGGUUUAUAGACAGAAAGAUUAACGCUUGUGAUCUAAAACGGCGCGGUUUCUGUAGCAGGAGAACAAGCAAGAACUAUGAGGGGAAGGAAGAAGAUGAGGCAGUGCUUCACCUUCUUCUUAUCCUUAUUUUGUUGAUUCAUGGCGUCCUCUCAGCACCGCUGCGUCUUUGUUGGUAAUAUUCCGUAUGAUGCAACUGAGGAGCAACUCAUGGAAAUCUGCAGGGAGGUUGGUCCUGUUGUGUCAUUCAGAUUAGUUACAGAUAGAGAAACUGGGAAACCAAAAGGCUAUGGGUUCUGUGAAUAUAAAGAUGAAGAGACGGCACUAAGUGCACGUCGUAAUCUUCAGGGUUACGAGAUCAAUGGGAGACAAUUACGUGUUGAUUUUGCAGAAAAUGAUAAAGGUGCUGACAGGAACCGAGAGCAGGGUCGGGGUGGACCAGGGCUGGCUGCAAAUGUUGCUCAAAAACAAUUGGGGGGCCUAGGAAUCCAUGGAGAUUCUCUUCAGCAUCAACCAAUUGGACUCCAUAUAGCUAUAACUGCUGCAAGUGCAAUGGCCGGAGCUUUAGGUGGUGCUCAGACUGCUGGUCAAUCUAAUCAAAGUGGUAUGCAGGGUCAGUCUCUACCAGCAAAUGAUCCCUUAACUCUUCAUCUGGCCAAAAUGUCACGUGUUCAACUGAAUGAAGUUAUGUCUGACCUGAAGGUGAUGGCUACACAGAACAAGGAACAAGCUCGCCAGCUAUUGCUCUCAAGACCGCAGUUGUCAAAAGCUCUAUUUCAGGCACAGAUAAUGUUGGGAAUGGCAACCCCAGAAGUGUUGCAGAUGCCAAAUCUUCGGCAGGCACCAAUCCAACCUGCAAAUCCCUCACUUCUAGAGGGGCAGCGGGGUCUGCUGCCUACAGGUGAAAGUGUUCCUGAAAUGAUCCCCCUUUUAUCUAUGAUGCAAUCUGCGAUGAUACCCAAUAUGCCCCAAGCCUUAUUGGUUCAUAACCAAUAUUCUGGUCCCCCUCAAACUCUUCGGCAACCUCAACAUGCCAAUAUCAAUGUUGUACAACAGGCUUCAUUUCAAUCAGUUCCUUCUGCACAUGCAAAUGUUAGACCACGGAUUCAGACAGUAAGUUCUUCCCUAAACCAACAAAUGCAACCUCGUUUGCCACAGCACUCAGGACAGCUUGGUGCUGCAAAUUUGGGGAAUUCAAAUGCAGCCAUACAGUCUUCACUUUUGAUUCAUCCUCCCUCGUCAAAAGCUACUGACUUUCAGCCUGGCCCCUCACUGCAAUCAGGCUUUUCAGAUUCAACUAACAGUGGAGCUGAUAAAACUGCUUGCGCUGCCAAUGAUUCAACUUGGAGCAGUAGAAGCAAGGCAUAUCCAAAUGUACAUGUGGGGUUAACACAGAAAAGAAUAUAUCGUGAUACCUCAGAAGCUAGUAAUCAGCCAUCAAAAUUGAUUAAACUUGGAGAUGGCAGGGACACCUCUUCCUCUAUAGGCAGUUUAGAUGUGCCAACUGGUAUCAGAUCUGCACCAUCACAAGCAAUAGCAGUUGCUUCAGUGCCUCCUAAUCCAGUUGUUAAGGCGGAACAUGUGCCAUAUUCUGAAAAACAGACUUCUCAGUUGCAGGUUCCUACUGACGUAGAGUCGGCCUUACUGCAGCAGGUGAUGAACCUAACACCGGAACAAUUAAAUUUAUUGCCUGCUGAACAGCAGCAACAGGUGAUUCAACUCCAACAGGCGCUCCGUCGAGAGCGGAUACAGCCAUUAUAGCAGGCAGGGUGGCAUGUUAUACGUGCCUUACAAUGCAGUUUCUGUUGUCGGGAUCGGCUCCAGCCAGCGUCUGCAAGAACAAGGUUCAGCAAUUGAUUAAAUUAUUAUUUUUAAUGGCUUGUAAAAUUCUUUUUUCACAGAUGAUCCUCGCUUGGACCUGAAAUCCAUAAGCUUUGUACCUUGCCAUCAUGUAAUGUUUUUCAGCAUAUAUAGUAGAGAAUCAAGGAGAAGAAAAGAUGAGAAGAUAAAAGUUGUGAUCCCUUGCAGAGUUGAAAUAUAUUUGCAAUGCUUUGGAUA